UGUCUUGUUAGGGGAUUUGAUUUUAACCACUAAAAAAAUAUCUUGUAUAGUAAGUCUUCUAUGCAAGUCUUCGAGGAAAGGAAUACCAAGUUUCUCCUUUCGUUCUCUCUCUCUCUCACACUAUGUUGUAUUGCUGAUUUACUUCUCUUACAAAUCUUCUUCUCUGCUCUAAGUUCUUUCUAUCGUCUCUAAUGGCGGCUUCUUCUUCUUCUUCUGGUAGCCGGAGAUACGACGUUUUCCCAAGCUUCAGUGGGGAAGAUGUUCGCAAGACGUUCCUCAGCCAUCUUCUCAAGGCUCUCGACGGAAAAUCAAUCAAUACAUUCAUGGAUCAUGGAAUCGAGAGAAGCCGCACAAUCGCCCCUGAGCUUAUAUCGGCGAUUAGAGAAGCGAGGAUCUCAAUCGUGAUCUUCUCUAAGAACUAUGCUUCUUCCACGUGGUGCUUGAAUGAAUUGGUGGAGAUCCACAAGUGUUGCAAGGACUUGGAUCAAAUGGUGAUUCCGGUUUUCUACUACAUUGAUCCUUCGGAAGUUAGAAAACAGAUCGGUGAAUUUGGCGACGUCUUUAAAAAAACAUGCGAGGACAAACCAGAGGAUCAGAAACAAAGAUGGGUGCAAGCUCUCACAGAUAUAUCAAAUAUAGCCGGGGAGGAUCUUCGGAACGGGCCUGAUGAAGCGCAUAUGGUUGAAAAGAUAGUCAAUGAUGUUUCGAAUAAACUUCUCCCUCCGCCAAAGGGUUUUGGUGACUUCGUCGGAAUUGAAGAUCAUAUAGAGGAAAUAAAAUCAAUAUUGUGCUUGGAAUCCAAGGUAGCUAGAAUGGUAGGGAUUUGGGGACAAUCAGGGAUUGGUAAGAGUACCAUAGGAAGAGCUCUUUUCAGUCAACUCUCUAGCCAAUUCCACCAUCGGGCUUUCGUAACUUAUAAAAGCACCAGUGGGGACGUCUCUGGCAUGAAGUUGAGUUGGGAAAAAGAACUUCUCUCGAAAAUCUUAGGCCAAAAGGACAUAAAUAUGGAGCAUUUUGGUGUGGUGGAGCAAAGGUUAAAGCACAAGAAAGUUCUUAUCCUUCUUGAUGAUGUGGAUAAUCUAGAGUUUCUUAAGACCUUGGUGGGAAAAACCGAAUGGUUUGGACCUGGAAGUAGAAUGAUUGUGAUCACUCAAGAUAGGCAACUUCUUAAGGCUCAUGAUAUUGACCUUUUAUAUGAGGUGAAGCUGCCAUCUCAAGGUCUUGCUCUUAAGAUGUUAUGCCGGUCUGCUUUUGGGAAAGACUCUCCACCUGAUGAUUUGAAGGAACUAGCAGUUGAAGUUGCCAAGCUUACCGGUAAUCUUCCUUUGGGUCUCAGUAUCUUGGGUUCAUCUUUAAAAGGAAGGGACAAAGAUGAAUGGAUGGAGAUGAUGCCUAGGCUCCGAAAUGGUUUGAACGGAGAUAUUAUGAAAACAUUAAGAGUCAGCUACGAUAGAUUAGAUAAAGAAGAUCAAGAUAUGUUCCUUCACAUCGCGUGUUUAUUCAAUGGUUUUAGAGUCAGUUCCGUCGAUGAUUUAUGUAAAGAUAAUGUUGGGCUUACAACGUUGGUUGAUAAGUCCCUCAUGCGUAUUACACCCAAAGGAUAUAUAGAGAUGCACAAUUUGCUAGAGAAGUUGGGUAGAGAAAUUGAUCGUGCAGAGUGCAAUGGUAAUCUUCGAAAACGUCGAUUUCUGACGAAUUUUGAGGAUAUUGAAGAAGUACUUACCGAGAAAACUGGCACAAAAACUGCUGUCGGAAUACGUCUCUACACAGAUUACGGGGAAAAGCGAUUAUUAUCAAUAGAUGAAAAAUCGUUCAAAGGCAUGGAUAAUCUCCAAUAUCUAUCAGUUUUUAAUUGUUCAAUUAAUAUAAAACUACCUCGGGGUCUCUUUUUUUUGCCCUAUAAACUCAGAUUGCUAGAAUGGGAAAAUUUUCCAUUGAAGUCUUUGCCUUCUACAUUUAAGGCUAAGUAUCUUGUUGAACUCAUAAUGGUGGAUAGUAAGCUUGAGAAGCUGUGGGAAGGAACUCAGCCACUUGGAAGACUCAAAAAGAUGAAUAUGUGUGGUUCCAAAUAUUUGAAAGAAAUUCCAGAUCUUUCUAAAGCCAUAAACCUCGAGAAAUUAGAUCUUUAUGGAUGCUCAUCUUUGGUGACACUUCCUUCCUCGAUUCAGAAUGCCAUUAAACUGAGGAAGUUAAAUUGUUCGGGAGAGCUAUUAAUAGAUUCAAAACCAUUAGAAGGCAUGCGUAAUCUCCAAUAUCUAUCAGUUUUAAAUUGGUCGAAUAUGGAUCUACCUCAGGGCAUCGUUCAUUUCCCCCAUAAACUCAUAUCUCUAAGAUGGUAUGAAUUUCCAUUGAAGUGUUUGCCUUCUAAUUUUAAGGCUGAGUAUCUGGUUGAACUCAUAAUGGUGAAUAGUAAGCUUGAGAAGUUGUGGGAAAGAAAUCAGCCACUUGGAAGCCUCAAGACGAUGAAUUUGAGUAAUUCAAAAUAUUUGAAAGAAAUUCCAGAUCUUUCUAAUGCCAUAAACCUAGAGGAAGUAGAACUUUCUGGAUGCUCAUCUUUGGUGGCACUUCCUUCCUCGAUUCAGAAUGCCAUUAAACUGAAUUAUUUAGAUAUGAGUGAAUGCAGAAAGCUAGAGAGUUUUCCAACUCAUCUCAACUUGAAAUCUCUGGAGUACCUCGAUCUCACUGGAUGCCUAAAUUUGAGAAAUUUCCCUGCAAUCCAAAUGGGAAAUUUAUACGGCUUUCCGCUAGAUAGUAUAUUUGAGAUCGAAGUAAAAGAUUGUUUCUGGAACAAGAAUCUCCCUGGACUCAAUUAUCUCGACUGCCUUAUGGGAUGUAUGCCUUGUAAAUUUAGCCCAGAAUAUUUGGUUAGUCUUGAUGUGAGAGGCAACAAGCUUGAGAAGCUAUGGGAAGGCGUCCAGUCGCUUGGAAGUCUCGAGUGGAUGAAUCUGUCAGAAUGUGAAAACCUGACAGAAAUUCCAGAUCUUUCAAAGGCCACCAAUCUGAAGCGUUUUUAUCUCAACGGGUGCAAAAGUUUGGUGACACUUCCUUCUACAAUUGAGAAUCUCCAAAAUUUGUUAGGGUUGGAAAUGAAAGGAUGCACAAGGCUGGAGGUUCUUCCAACCGAUGUCAACUUGUCAUCUCUCGAUAUCCUCGAUCUCAGUGGUUGCUCAAGUUUGAGAAGUUUUCCUCUGAUUUCAUGGAAUAUCAAAUGGCUCUAUCUAGAUAACACCGCCAUUGUAGAAGUUCCCUGCUGCAUUGAGAAUUUCUCGAGGCUCACUGUACUAAUGAUGUAUUGUUGCCAGAGUUUGAAAAACAUCCACCCGAACAUUUUCAGACUGACAAGUCUAAUGCUCGUCGACUUUACAGACUGUAGAGGUGUCAUCAUGGCGUUGAGUGAUGCCACUGUGGUAGCGACAAUGGAAGAUCACAUUUCCUGUGUACCAUUACAUGAAAACAUUGAAUAUACAUGUGAACGUUUCUGGGAUGAGUUAUAUGAUGAUUACUCUGAUGAUGAUUACUUCGAGGUAGAUUGGGAAUAUUUUAGCUUCCGUAAUUGCUUUAAAUUGGAUAGAGAUGCGCGAGAACUCAUCCUACGAUCAUGCUUCAAGCCUGUGGCCUUACCAGGUGAAGAAGUGCCUACGUAUUUCCAAUAUCGAGCUUAUGGAGAUUCCCUAGCUGUCACUUUACCUCAGAGCUCUCUUUCUCAAUACUUCUUGCUAUUUAAGGCUUGCGUCGUGGUUGACCCUCUCUCGGAGGGCAAGGGUUUGCAUCGCACGUUGAAGGUAAACGUUGGCUUCAAUGGCGCACAGUAUAAGAAAUCAUUUUUUGAAGAAGCAGAAGAACUGCAGUUUUGUAAGACGGAUCAUCUGUUUUUCUGUUCAUUCCAGUUCCACCAUGAAGACCUUCCAUGUAAAUUGACUCUCAACGAUGUGGAGUUUAAGUUUUCUUGCUCCAAGAUGAUAAAAGAAUGUGGUGUACAACUCUUGAAUGUCUAUCCAUCUCCAGAUGGUAGUGCUGGAAGCUCUGAAACAGAGUACAACCAACCGACUAGGAGAAGCAAGAAGCGGAUGCGGAUGACAUCGGGAACAUCUGAAGACUAUAUCAACUUAACCGGUGACCAAAUUGUAGCGGGCACAGGAUUAGCCGCUCUAAAUUUGGAUCUUUCGUUAGGGCAGGGAGAAGCAUCAUCAGUUUCUUCUUAUCCAUCUCUGGAGGGGGAAGCUUUGUGUGUUGAUUACAUGAUAACUGAAGAACAAGCUGAACAAAUUCCUAUCUUGUAUCCUGUUUCUGAUGAUGAAGAGUUUUCGGAGAACCAAAGUCCGUUUAGUUCUCCAACUCCGGAGCCUUAAAGUGUUUGUAAUUUCUUCUUUAUCUGAAUGCAGAAACACUCUGUGUUUGUUUGAACAUUUCGCUUUUCUUGAAAGAAUAAAUGAUUCAAAAACAUCUUUGGCAUGGAUUUGUAUUGUCCAUCAUACAUCUAUCUAUUUUUAAUAAAGACAUUGAAUUUGUGAGCUUA
Messenger RNA from Arabidopsis lyrata subsp. lyrata, 4516 nucleotides. Its product is annotated as disease resistance protein RPP5. The record is from RefSeq and is a predicted model, not a curated record. Gene Ontology annotation, molecular function: ADP binding. NCBI's taxonomy places the organism in Eukaryota, Viridiplantae, Streptophyta, Magnoliopsida, Brassicales, Brassicaceae. The transcript is spliced from 8 exons. The coding region runs from base 192 to 4349 and encodes 1385 amino acids. Gene Ontology annotation, biological process: signal transduction; defense response.